AUGUUAAAAAAACUUGAGUUAUGGAGAAAACGUGCCCUUCAAAACAAUUUUAACCACUUUCCAACUCUUUAUGCAUUUAUAGAAUCAUCCGAUGAAGUUUUUCCUCAGGACACAAAAGAUAUAAUUAUUGAACACCUCCAAAUUUUGAAACAUUCAUUUCGAAAAUAUUUUCCAGUUCCUGACAAAAAUAAAAAUUGGGUAGUAGACCCUUUUAAUGCAGAUGUCCCUGAUAUAACUGGUUUAACAACAACACAAGAAAAUCAAUUAAUCGAAAUAUCCAGUAAUUCUAAUUUAAAAAGGGUUUUCAAAGAAUCUUCUUUGUCUUCUUUUUGGUUGAGUAUAAGACAAGACUAUCCAGAAAUAUCGGACUCAGCACUAAGGCCAUUGAUGCUUUUUUCAACAACUUAUCUCUGUGAAAAAGGAUUUUCAGCUUAUGUGUACACUAAAAAUAAAUAUAGAAAUCGAUUAAAUAUAGAAUCAGAUUUACGUAUUCAACUUUCUAAUAUAGAUCCUAAAAUACCAGAUUUAGUAUUAAAGAAACAACACCAUCCAUCACAUUAA
Messenger RNA from Macrosiphum euphorbiae (potato aphid), 561 nucleotides. The record is from the annotation of a GenBank genome assembly. Lineage: Eukaryota; Metazoa; Arthropoda; Insecta; Hemiptera; Aphididae.